Molecule: messenger RNA, 3207 nt
Organism: Lingula anatina
Lineage: Eukaryota; Metazoa; Brachiopoda; Lingulata; Lingulida; Lingulidae
Molecular function (GO): protein binding
Source: RefSeq, a predicted model, not a curated record
UGAGAAAUGCAUGUGCCUAAUUUCGUAGUGAUGUUCUAGUCGGUAGUUUUAUUUACAAAAUAUAGUUUAAUGAUUUCUGUUCUGCUUGUUACCUUGUUACUUGUACAUGUGGACUAUGGGCGAGGAAAUGAAAAGAGCUGCGAGUUUAGGGUACAAGUACUGAACAGUGUAGAAGUGGCCAACUCCCCAUUUGUGAGUCCUCCCAUCAUCACAGAUGUGAAUGGGGAUGGCCACAAUGAUAUAAUAGCCAGUGCUUUCACUGAGGCAAUUACUGUGAUAGAUGGGAAAACUGGACAAGUUCUUGGGGAUUCACAGUGGCCCUUUGCCUUAAAAGAAUCCUCAGUUCAUUCAAGUCCAUUGCAGUAUGAUAUAGAUGGUGAUGGAAUGUUGGAUAUCCUCAUUGUGACAUCAGAUGGAGAAUUCAAGUUCUUUCAGCAUAAUGGUGUUCACCUUAUAGAUAGGGACUACAAACUGCCCCCUGUUGGUGUGAAGAGACACUGGUACAAGGAAAACAUCUCUGUAGAUCAUAAUGAAGUUCAUAAAUAUGUUCUGGAUUAUGAAGAACUGAUGUCUGGAAAGGACUAUAAAGAUUAUGUGAGUGUGGAUCCUCAUGUUCUUGCCACCCCUGUGAUAGCAGACCUUGAUCAAGAUGGCAACAUGGAGGAGCUUGUGAUACCUGUCAGCUAUUUCUUUGAUCAGGAAGAAUAUCUGGAUUCCCAUAGUCUUGAUAAGCUUGGUUUGAACAGAACAGAGCUACGAGAAUACCUGGUUGGUGGAUUGGUGCUUUUUAAUAUGACAAGCCAGAGGGUUAUGAAAACUGUAUUGUUGGAACUUACUCCGGUAUACAGUGAAUUCCCUGCAUACGUGCUGUUUUCUCCCACUGUGGUAGACUUGGACAGUGAGGGUGGAAAAUUGGAGAUAGUGUUCGGGACCUCUGUGGGCAGUUUGUAUGCUUUAACACACACAGGAGAGACGAGAACAGGGUUUCCUUUAACUAUGGACAGUAUACAUGGACAGAUAACAGUAGAAGAUGUCAACCUGGAUAGCAAAUUGGAAAUGAUAGCAGUUGACACCAGUGCCAAUGUUGUCUGCUACAACAGUCUUGGUAAACAGCUGUGGGAGGUUCAGAUUUCUGGCACAUCGUCAGCAGGGUCACGCGUGGCAGACGUAGAUGGAAAUGGCAGGCUUGACGUGGUGGUAGCAACCAAUGAUGGGAAAAUUUAUGUGCUUGAAGGAGAAAGUGGAACAUUGCUGGAAGGUUGGCCAAUCAAAGUGGCAGAUAAGCUUACUGCAAACCCUGUAUUUACCAAGUUUGCAGAGUCACAAAACCAUGUGGAUAUGUUAAUCAUGUCAGAUGACGGAAUGCUCCAAAUCCUGAGUGGGGACAGAAGUUGCCAGCAGUCUCUACAUCUGGGGGAGAAAUCACUGAUACAAGUUGUGUCUGGUAAUCCUGACCGAGAGAAAACUGAUCUAAACUAUGUGGUGUCCACUACAGAUGGGGCCUUAGUGUUUCUUAACAUCACCAAGGCUGGGCAUGCUGGGGUUCAGCAUGUAGGGUUUGAGAAACAAAUGCUGAGGACCUGGCCUUCAGAGACACUCGGUGGGAAUGGGUUUACAUUCAGAGAGCAAGCUCUCAAUGUCUUCUUAUCCGAAGAAACCAGAGAUUUACAAGAGUACUCAGGAAACUCACUUUCAAUCACAUUCCAUAUCAUAGGAGGACAGAGGUACAGGGGAGAUUACAAUGUCAGGGUGUACUUUGGCAGCCAUUACUGGUUUGAGCAGUCAUUUACCAAAGAAGGGUUUUACACCAUUGAUGUUCCCACACCACGUAUGCCUUGUUUAAGCCAUGUAACAGUGCAAGUGACCAACAAACAUGGACAAAUAGCCACAGACUCUACAGUUAUUAGAUUUCACCAGAUGUAUUUAACAGAUGUACAGUGGUUAUUGUUUUCUCCGUUUGCUGCCACAAUGGUCAUCCUGCUGUUCCUUUAUGGCUAUCCUUCCACUGAUGUUCUUCCACUGACCACUGGAGGGGACAAGAGCAGCUAAAGGGGUACACUUGGUGUUACUCUGUUACAGUGGCUAGAUAAGAAAAUACUGUUCAUUGCGGGAACAGUAAUAUUGCACUAAAGUUAGGGAAUCUGUAAUAGUACUAGUAAGAGCACAGAGAGUCAGUUCUUGCAUUUAUAGUGCACUGCUUGAAGGAUGUAGCUGUACAGGACGUGUGUAAAAAGACGUUAUGAGCAAUUUACUUGAGAUGAUAGAUGCAAUGAGAACAGAUUACUGCUGUAGUAAUGUGAGCAAGCUCCUCACAAAAUCUUCACAUAUGAAGUUAUGAUACAUGUCGAUUGAAUGCAUUUUAUGGAAAUUGUGAUUUUCUAAGAAUGGAUUCAUAUUUAGUAUGUUGACUUGUUGAAUGUCAUCUGUAGCUGCAGUUGUGAGAGGGCUCUGCUUCAAUAGUAUAUAUAAGGGGCUCAUCAAUAUAUGUAGAGUGACUAAUGUACUGAGCAAAGACUUGGUAAAGGGAAGCACAGUAAGUGUAUGUGCAGGUAAAGAGCACUGGUUGUGGCUCUUAUAUAUCCAAACUGCACAUGAAAUGGGUUAAGGUUUCACCUAACAUGCAAUUGAUAAUGACAGUUGUGGUAGUAGUAGGCAGUUGAUUGUGGUAGUUGAGAACAAGCCAUUGUGGCAGCUGUGCUAAGCACAAUUACAAAUUAAGUAACAGCAGUUCAGGUGUCCAGUGAUUUCAUUGUUAAGCAAAGACACAAGCGUAGACAUGCUUAUGGAGAAAUGAACUUUUAGGAUGAAGGCAGCUCAUUCCAGUGGUAAUAUAUAUUUAUAUCCUUUUUUUGUUGUAAGCACUGAAGUGUUCUAGUGUUUUGCUACCAAGUAUAAUAAAUUUAACCAUAUUGCAUUAUCUGUUUGAAAUAGAGGAUUGAAAUAUUCAGGAAAAUAUGUGAUAUUCAGAUUUGACAUUUUGUAGGGACUUGUGCUUCAAAUGAUUAAACUAAAUUCAAGGCAUUUUUCCAGAAGGUGGCCAAAAGGCAUGUUUAUUUUAAUUAUAGAUUUAUGUUACAGAGAUUAGACAAUUAACACAAGGUGCAUUUUGUGCAAUAUUUGAGGCUCCAGUUUAGACAAAGAUAUCAAGCUGUAGUAAACCUGGUGUACAAUUUCAACAAUAAAAAGAUCAAUAACAAUUUAACAAUA